AUGUCAACAAACAAGGUGUUGUUGGUUGGUCAUGUUUUACACUGGUGCAUCCUAGUACUCACGACCACCGUGCACACAUCCGGUAUAGGAGAGAGCGGGGGACACUCGCGAAAUGAAGGAGAAAAGAAGCUGAAACUACCCGGAGACAUCAUCUUCGGGGGGCUGUUCCCCAUGCACGAGAAAGGCCCUGUGGGGAAAAACUGUGGCAAAGUGAAAGAAGAAAAAGGCAUACAACGGAUGGAGGCAAUGCUGUACGCAGUCGAUAAAAUCAACAAUGAUGACAGUAUACUACCAAACAUUACCCUCGGCGUCCACAUCUUGGACACUUGUUCUAGGGACAGUUACGCCCUCGAGCAGUCCAUGGAUUUUAUACGGGCUCAGUUUAACAACUUCGACGAGGGGAAUUACCAGUGCAAAGACGGACGCCUUCGUAAGUACGUGAAGUCAAGGCCUGUUGCCGGAGUCAUUGGAGCGGCGUCCAGUUCCGUAUCUGUCAUGGUAGCCAAUAUUCUAAGAUUGUUCAAG
Molecule: messenger RNA, 525 nt
Organism: Lingula anatina
Lineage: Eukaryota; Metazoa; Brachiopoda; Lingulata; Lingulida; Lingulidae
Product: metabotropic glutamate receptor 6-like
Biological process (GO): G protein-coupled receptor signaling pathway
Cellular component (GO): membrane
Molecular function (GO): G protein-coupled receptor activity
Source: RefSeq, a predicted model, not a curated record